GUUUUCUAUGGAUCAUCUCAUAUAUAUUUAUAUGCACGGUUUCCUUCCCAUCUUAGGUGUGAUGUGUGCCGCUUUGGAAUAAUAUUAUGGGAACUUGCAACUUUGGGGAUGCCUUGGCUUGGUAUGAACUCAAGCAGAUGGGGUGGGUGUUGUUGGCUUCCAGGAUUGCCGUGUUGAGAUUCCAAUAGAGGUUAAUUAAUCUUCUCGUGGCCAAAAUAAUCUGGCAAUGAUCCGGCCAUUCUCUCUGAGAGCUUUUUUUUUUUGUGAAUCAUCUCGUCAUCAAAAUCUAUCCGAGAGAGCGGAAGAAACCCUCAAUCCGAUGAAGCUAUUCAAGAAGCUCCACGAUCAUCAUGGCCGCUCUAGUUAGGUCCCGGUUCCUCCCUCUUCGUCUACGCCCCCUCUGCUGUCUCCUUCUUGCGCCUCUGACCACCAUGAGGUGGCUGGUGGCGCGGCAUUCCCGGCUAACCCUUCUCCGCCUUCGCCGUCCAAUGCUUCACGGCUUUCUCCUGCUGGAGACUUUAUGAUGUCUGAGGAGGAGUUCCAUGUGCAGCUGGCACUGGCGAUCUCGAACUCGGAGUUUAGGGUUGAUCCUGAUCGGGAUCAAAUCCGGGCGGUGAAGAUUCUUAGCUUGGGGAAGCAGCGGAUGGAUCUGAUUCGGGAGCAGGAUGUCUCUGCUGAUGUGCUUUCUCGUCGGUAUUGGUCAUACCCAUGCAAGGGCAAAGUUGGUGUUCCUUGCAAGUUAGUCAAAGGAAGCCAAUACACUGGGGUUGACGAUGAUGCUGUUAACAUAAUAAAAUUAGAUACCAGAAGGUGUGUGUUUAUGUUUUUCAAGUAG
Dioscorea cayenensis subsp. rotundata (Guinea yam) is the source of this 835-nucleotide messenger RNA. RefSeq names its product probable serine/threonine-protein kinase SIS8. The transcript has 2 exons. The record is from RefSeq and is a predicted model, not a curated record. Lineage: Eukaryota; Viridiplantae; Streptophyta; Magnoliopsida; Dioscoreales; Dioscoreaceae. Bases 521 to 835 code for a protein of 104 amino acids.